This is a messenger RNA of Cynocephalus volans (Philippine flying lemur), 1779 nucleotides long. Its product is annotated as piggyBac transposable element-derived protein 2-like. The record is from RefSeq and is a predicted model, not a curated record. NCBI's taxonomy places the organism in Eukaryota, Metazoa, Chordata, Mammalia, Dermoptera, Cynocephalidae. Gene Ontology annotation, molecular function: sequence-specific DNA binding.
AUGGCUUCGGCUUCGAGAGAGGUCACUGCUCAGAGAGGUGCCCACUCAAAGGUGAAGUCCGUGAAGCUGCUUGAGGUUCUGAAUGCUCUGAAGGAGGAAGAGUCCAACAGCAGCAGGGAGGAGAUUUUCAUUGCACCACCUGAAAAUGCUGCUGGGGACUUCACCGAUGAGGACUCAGGCGAUGAAGAUGGCCGGGGAGCUGCUCACUUGCCUGGCAGUGUGCUGCAUGCUUCAGUUGUGUCUGAAGAUUCUGGCACAGGGGAAGAUAAUGACAAGCUAGAGCUGCAGCCAGCCAAGAAGAGGCAGAGGUCAGUAGUAGAACCUCAGCGCAUUUGGACCAAAAGAGAUAUCCGACCAGACUUUGGCAGCUGGAUGACAUCAGAUCCUCAUAUCGAAUAUCUCAAAAGCCAGGAACUGAGUCCUGUGGGCCUCUUUGAAUUGUUUUUUGAUGAAGGAACAAUUAAUUUUAUCGUUAAUGAAACCAACCGUUAUGCAUGGCAGAAAAUUGUCAACCUGGGUCUCAUGGCCCAGGAAUUGAAGUGUAUUUUGGGCAUUUUGAUUUUAAGUGGGUAUAUCUCCUAUCCAAGGAGAAGGAUGUUUUGGGAAACUUCUCCUGAUUCACAUCAUCAUCUUGUUGCCGAUGCAAUUAGAAGGGACGGAUUUGAACUGAUCUUCUCAUACUUGCAUUUUGCAGAUAGCAAUGAACUUGAUCAAAGUGAUAGGUUUGCCAAGGUCAGGCCUCUCAUCAUCAGGAUGAAUUGCAAUUUCCAGAAGCAUGCGCCCUUGGAAGAGUUCUACAGCUUUGGCGAGUCCAUGUGUGAGUACUUUGGACACCGGGGGUCCAAGCAGCUGUAUGCUGGGAAGUCGGUGAGGCUCAGCUAUAAGAUCUGGUGUGGGACAACCAGCAGAGGCUACCUGGUGUGGUUUGAGCCCUCUCAGGGCACACUCUUCACCAAGCCAGACAGGGGCUUGGAUCUAGGAGGCAGUAUGGUAAUAAAAUUUGUGGAUGCACUUCAGGAGCGUGGCUCUCUGCCAUACCACAUAUUUUUUGACAAGGUUUUUACAAGUGUUAAACUGAUGUCCAUUUUGAGGAAAAAGGGGGUGAAGGCCACAGGAACUGUUCAUGAAUACAGGACUGAGCGAUGUCCCCUUAAAGAUUCCAAAGAACUGAAGAAAAUGAAGAGGGGUGCAUUUGAUUACAAAGUUGAUGAGACUGAGGAGAUCAUCGUAUGCCGCUGGCACGAUGGCAGUGUGGUGAACAUCUGCUCCAAUGCUGUGGGCAUAGAGCCAGUGAGGCUGACUAGCCGUCACUCAGGAGCAGCCAAAGCACGGACACAGGUCCACCAACCAUCUCUGGUGAAGCUGUAUCAGGAGAAGGUGGGGGGUGUCGGCCAGAUGGACCAGAAUAUUGCCAAGUACAAGGUGAAGAUCCGGGGCAUGAAGUGGUAUUCGAGCUUCAUUGGCUACGUCAUUGAUGCCGCUCUCAACAAUGCUUGGCAGCUGCACAGGAUCUGCUCCCAAGAUGCCCAGGUGGACCUCCUCGCCUUCCGGAGAUACAUUGCCUGUGUGUAUCUGGAGAGCAACGCUGACACGUCCUCACAAGGCAGGCGCAGCCGGCGGCUAGAGACCGAGAGCCGCUUUGAUAUGAUUGGGCACUGGAUCAUUCACCGGGACAAGAGAACCCAGUGCGCCCUCUGCCACUCACAGACCAACACCCGCUGUGAGAAGUGCCAGAAGGGUGUCCAUGCCAAGUGCUUUAGGGAGUACCACAUCCGGUGA